Molecule: messenger RNA, 310 nt
Organism: Paramecium sonneborni
Lineage: Eukaryota; Ciliophora; Oligohymenophorea; Peniculida; Parameciidae
Source: the annotation of a GenBank genome assembly
CUUAUAUAUAUGAUGUCUAAGGAUAUCAGCUAUGAAUCAAAGAUUAAGAUGAUAUAUGCUUUAUAAAAAAUAGGUGAAAAAUAAUCUUUAUUAAUGAGGUAGAUAAAAAAGAAUAGAUAAGAUAAAUAGAAUGGUAUAUUUUAUAUUUAUUACCUUAAGAGAGGAAAAAUCUGAAAUUGAAAAUUAAGAGUUUUUUUAGAUUCUUUAAAUUUUAUUUGGAGAAACAAUGUGGAAGUUAAAUAAAAACUUAAUGAAAAUGAUAGGGAACUUAAUAAUGAUUAUUAAUUCCAUUAUUUAGAGUUAUGAGAGG